Messenger RNA from Saccharomyces mikatae IFO 1815, 1755 nucleotides. It is a transcript of the gene UBX2, whose product is annotated as Ubx2p. Gene Ontology annotation, cellular component: endoplasmic reticulum. The coding region runs from base 1 to 1755 and encodes 584 amino acids. The record is from RefSeq and is a predicted model, not a curated record. Gene Ontology annotation, molecular function: ubiquitin binding. The transcript has a single exon. Lineage: Eukaryota; Fungi; Ascomycota; Saccharomycetes; Saccharomycetales; Saccharomycetaceae.
AUGCCAGUGAUCAGUCAUAAUAAUAGUGAAUUUCACCUCUCUCACACUGAGGAGGAAAAGUUAAACGAGUUCCAGGUCAUUACUAAUUUCCCCCAAGAGGACUUGCCGGAUGUGGUGAGACUGUUGAGGAACCAUGGUUGGCAGUUAGAACCAGCAUUGAGCCGAUAUUUUGAUGGAGAAUGGAGAGGCGAUUCGGAAGAGAUUGUGAGGGAACCCACUCAAAUACCUACACCCAUCGAUAAUACCUCGGCUCCACCAAUGUUGGGCCCCAGACCCUUGUCGUUUACAACCUCACUGCCCGUGAUCAGGCCGUUGCCAGCCAACUUCCGCCAUGAUUUCAGAACGAUUGGGUUGAAUGGACGCCCUAACACUGUGUGGUCAAUGCUUGAAUCUUUCAGUUAUGAUGGCAAUCCCUUUCUCUUCGUUUUACUGUUAAUUCCUCGGAUAAUUAAUAGGUUGUCGGCCACAAUAUUCACGUUCUUUUGCACUCUUUUAUCUUUGCAUUCGGUAAGCGGUGGUAGUCACUCAGGAAAGCCCAAGAUCUCCAAAGUUCCAAAGACACCCACUAGAGAAACGCAUAUUCCGCUUGCUGAAAUACUGGGUGACACUAAGGACAAAGAUGCAUUUUGCCAGCUGAAAAGCUUUGAACCGGAAAUCCCCUUCAAUGAAGCGUUGCGUAUCGCAAAAGAGGAAUUUAAGUUUAUGUUGCUCAUCCUAGUAGGUGACACCUACGACACCGAUACCGACGCCAUAGACGUUAAUUCAAAGUUACUAUUAGAAAAGAUCUUGUUAAACAAAAAGACGUUACAGUACCUGCGUAAGAUUGAUAACGACCUUAUCAUUUACUUGAAAUGCGUACAUGAGUUGGAACCUUGGUUAAUUGCUCGACAGCUAGGUGUAAGGAAUACGCCGGAGAUCUUCCUCAUUGCCAACGUUGCUAACAGGAUAGCCCAUUCAGAGACGGUGCCUUCACAGAGACUCUCUGUUCUCGCCAAGUUAAAAGUCAAUUCGUUGAAUAAAUUCUUGCAGUCGUUGACGAACGCGGUGGAUAGGUACAGUCCAGAAUUAGUUGUUAACAAAACUGAAAUGCACGAGCUACGCAUGUCAAGAGAAAUAAAGAAACUACAGGAAGAUGCAUACAAAAAGUCGUUAGAGAUGGACAAGGUCAAAGCCGUGGAAAGGGAAAAAAGCCUGAAGCUUGCUCAAGAUUUAAAAUUAAACUCAACUAAUCACCACUUAAACUGGUUAAAAGCUUGCAUCGAUGAACUUCAACCAUUGGAUACAACGGGAAAGCAAUCUACUCUGCAGUUCAGGACUUCCAGUGGCAAAAGAUUCAUUAAGAAGUAUCCCUCCAUGACCACGCUCUACCAAAUCUACCAAUCUAUCGGAUGCCACAUAUACCUCGAGGUAUACUCUAGUGACCGUGCCGAGUGGUCCACCGCCCUUCAGGAGAGAAUCGAACAGCUCUCUACAGACGAUAAUGUGCUUUGCUUCAAAGAAGGACAACUCGAUGUAGGUUCUACCACUAGUAUAGAAGAGCUUAGUGACAUCAUCAACUACGAGAUCGCUUCUUUCGAUAUUGGGCAAAGUAAACUCGAAUUCGACUUCGAAUUGGUAUCUCCUUUCCCUAAAUAUGCCGUACAUCCCGAUGAACAGACUUCGGUAGACCAAGUGCCUCAGCUAUGGCCAAAUGGCAGUCUUUUAGUAGAAGCUCUUGUUGAGGAGGAUGAAGAAGAUGAAGAAGAUGAAGAGUAA